Molecule: messenger RNA, 528 nt
Organism: Malassezia japonica
Lineage: Eukaryota; Fungi; Basidiomycota; Malasseziomycetes; Malasseziales; Malasseziaceae
Exons: 4
Coding region: 1-528 (175 amino acids)
Source: RefSeq, a predicted model, not a curated record
AUGGCGCGACUGGACGCGUCCUGGACGCGAGUCGAUGCAUGGAAGGACCCAGAGCCGGUGGCCGGCGCAAAAUGGGAGCUGGUCGAGGAGAGUGAUGAGCUCGUCAUCCUGGAUAUCGGCGAGGCAGAGCAUGCCGCCAAGACAGAGGUGAAUAUAGCGCCAGGCACCGACGUCAGCCUCACGGGGCUCGAGACGGAAACGCCGAUGCUCAAGGUCGAUGGUACUGUGAUGAAGGGGGUGUGGGACGAGCUGUUUGGCAGCGAAAUCGUGCUGCGAGAGGAGCACGGCGCAGAAGAGGAACGCAUUAGCGAGUUGUCACCACUCGCACCGUGCACGGAUGCGAGUGCACGCGCGUCGGGCGCGAGUAGCGCGACGUCGCGGCGUAUCGCAUUUGUGCCGGCGGUAGAAGAGGGGGGGGCGCGUGGCGCCACGGACGAACCUAGCAUCGAGCCGACACAUGCUAACGACCCGUCCCACGGCGGCGACGCGCCUCCAGGGGCGCCCACGGCACCCAGCGACAUAGCCUAG